Molecule: messenger RNA, 1384 nt
Organism: Sapajus apella (tufted capuchin)
Lineage: Eukaryota; Metazoa; Chordata; Mammalia; Primates; Cebidae
Gene: PLEKHJ1
Product: pleckstrin homology domain containing J1
Exons: 6
Coding region: 348-740 (130 amino acids)
Biological process (GO): endosome organization; retrograde transport, endosome to Golgi; receptor recycling
Cellular component (GO): trans-Golgi network; early endosome; recycling endosome
Source: RefSeq, a predicted model, not a curated record
AUACCCUCCGGGAGAUGUUAUCGCUCCCUCCGCCUGCGCCUGGCCGUUCUAACAAGGGGCGCCAGCCAUCACGGGGGUGCCUUGAUUUUGUUCCACCUUGGUCCGAUGUAUUUCAGUUAACUUAGUAACGACGGUCCGUCUCCCCAACCAACCGGUGCACCCACCUCCCUGGGUCGCCAGUGCCACCCUGCGGGGACGGGCGGCAUGGCCGGCCCAAGGCGCGCAGGCGCACUAGCCCCAGCGGGGCUUCCGUGUCUGCGCCCUGGGACCUUUUUGGCGCCGGCCCCGGCGCGAGCGGGGACGGCGGCCGGGAGGGCGUGGCGCGGGUUCGCGUUCCCCGCGGAACAAUGCGGUACAACGAGAAGGAGCUGCAGGCGCUGUCCCGGCAGCCGGCCGAGAUGGCGGCCGAGCUGGGCAUGAGGGGCCCCAAGAAGGGCAGCGACGAGGCCGAGCCCGUCGGAGCCCUGCUGCUGGAGCGCUGCAGAGUCACCCGGGAAGAGCCCGGCACCUUCUCCAUCAGCUUCAUCGAGGACCCCGAGAGAAAGUAUCACUUUGAGUGCAGCAGCGAGGAGCAGUGUCAGGAGUGGAUGGAGGCUCUCCGUCGGGCCAGCUACGAGUUCAUGCGGAGAAGCCUCAUCUUCUACAGGAACGAAAUCCGGAAGGUGACAGGCAAGGACCCCCUGGAGCAGUUCGGCAUAUCCGAGGAGGCCAGGUUCCAGCUGAGUGGCUUGCAGGCAUGAGUGCAGGGCAUGGUGGUUGGCGUGCAGCUGGGUGGGACUGGCCUUUGCCCAGCCCUGAGUUGCUUGGCCAUGCCUGGAUUUUUUUUUUUUUUUUUUUGAGUCAGGGCCUCACUGUUGCCCAGGCUAGCUUCAGUGGUGCCAUAGCUCACCGUGACCUUGACCUGGGCUCAAAUGAUCCUCUUGCCUCAGCUUCCCAAGUAGGCUGGGACCACAGGCACGAGCCCCCACACCCAGCCCUCACACCUGGAUUUUCAGCGGGAGGUUUUUGGUUUGGAGACAUCCAAAGCCUGAAGCCGGUGGGUGUGGGCAGGCGCUGCGUUUUGUGAAACUGCCCAGCAAGCCGCCCUCCUCAGGGCCCCAGGACCCACCCGACUGGCCUGGCACCUGGCACUAUGUGCUGCUGCCGGGAUGUGCGCCCUCCCACGAUGCCCCGCCUGAGUUUUGUGCAUCCAGGGUCUGGUGGGCACCCGGGCUGUGUGGCCCUUCCGCCCUGCACAGAAUGAAUGUACAGGGCCAGAAGAAGCUGUGAAUGGCGUGGGGGCUGAGUCCCCCCACCAGCUGUGAAUUCUGCAGACAGGAGCCCCGGCUGUGGGCCUGGGGAAGUGCCUGUCCUGUUCAAAUAAAGGUACCUCUUUUUCACAGUG